AUGAUGAUUUUAAAACUUUUUGUAACGACCGCACUAAUGACAAGCGUGACAACCGAAGAAGACAUGGACAUUACUGUCUCCUCGGGGGCUUUUUUCGAAGAAGUACAAGAAGCAAUAAUGUAUGACAAAAGUAUACCCUUAAUAUACACCCAAGAAAUUGGAAACAACGGCGAAGAAAUAAUGGAUAACGGAUGGAAUAUAGAAAAAUACUGCUCUGGGAAAAAUACCAAUUAUUGUAAGAUAACCAAACAAAUUAUUACCUUAUUAAAGACAAUAAACAAAAAUACAGAAGAAAAUGCUCUCGACAUGUCAGACAUGCUGAUAAGAAUGUUUAAUAAUAAAAGAUCAAAAAGAGGAAUCCAAUUUAUAGGGAAUCUAUAUCACUUUUGUUGUAACGUGGCUACUGAAAAACAACUAAAAAACCUAUACACCAACGAAGAUAUGAUAAACCAACAAAUAAAAAAAUUUAAAGACGCUUUCGUUUCGGAUCACCAAGACUUAGUAAAUAUAACUUCUGAGUUAAAUAAAUACACAAAAACCAACAACAAUAACUUGGACAUUUUAAAAACAAGCUUCAGGGAAUUUAUUAAAGAAGAAAUAGGUAACGACAUGCUAGAAAAGACAAACCACGAAAACACUAUACAAGGUAUGCAAGAAAUAAUAUUUAGCCUACUAACAACUAUGUUAAAAUUUACCAAUUACGAAAAAGACUCAAGCAACCAUUUACAUUGUAAACUACAAAAAAUUCCUACCAGAUUAAUAAGACCUAACAUACUCGAAAAAGACUUAAUAAACUUAUCCGAAAUACUACAAAAAGACGGUUAUGAACUAGUAAUCCCAACAGAAGACUUAUCUGCUUAUUAUAGUUUACCUAUUACAGAAUGCCAAUUUUCAAAAAAUCAAAUUCUAAUCAAAAUCAAAAUUCCAAUACAAGAACAUAUGGCAAAAUGGAAACUAUACCAAUAUAUACCAACCCAUUUUAAAUUCGAAGAUGCAAUUUGUAUAAUAUUUUCAGAAAAAACGUAUAUAGCAAUUAAUUCAAAUAAUAAUGAACAUAGAAUAAUAUCAGGAGUAGGAUUGCAACAUUGUGACCCACCAGUCACAGAUCUAUGCUACAUACCAAAAUUUUCAUCCGACAUAACACUAUCCCCAAAAUGUGUAGAAUCGAUUUUCAAAAAUAAACCAUUAGAAAUAAUAAAUGAAUACUGUUACUUUCAAUGCGUAAAACAACACAGAGACGAUACAAUAAUAAUUAAACAAAUAGGCAUUAAUACAUAUGCUUUAACUAACCCUCAGCCAACAUUAAUAAUAAAAAAAAUUAAUAGGAAAAACAAAGACGUUACCACAGAAGAAUUAAAAAUAAAUUACAAAAACCCAGGUCUCAUAAAAAUACAUCUACCAUGUAAUUACGAGCUAAUUCAAAACUCGAAAACAAUUAUUCCAAAAAUGUAUCCAUGCGAGUCAAAUAAUAUAAAUAAACUUAAAUUGAAACGAGUUUUACCUAUAUCUUGGACGAACAUAAAAUCACUAAAAAUCAACAAUGAAGAACCAAAAGGGGACAUGUAUUUUGGAAAUAUAACGGAAAUUUUAAACAAAAACUGGAAAACAGACAUUCCAAACUUUCAAGUUUCAAAACAAAUUAAAAACCCAGAAAAAUAUUUUAAUGACCUAAUUUUAAAAAAAAUACCACAACCAUUAAUUGACGAUUUUUUAGCUGACAUAAUAUACCUAACAUGGCUAACAAUACUCACACUACUUACGGGAUUCAUUUGCUACAAAAUAUAUCCUAUAUUCAUCAAAAUAAAUAUGUUGACAAUUUCCCCGCCUAUUCCACAAAGACAAUAA
Molecule: messenger RNA, 1845 nt
Organism: Macrosiphum euphorbiae (potato aphid)
Lineage: Eukaryota; Metazoa; Arthropoda; Insecta; Hemiptera; Aphididae
Source: the annotation of a GenBank genome assembly